ACCAGUUUUUAUUCUCGGCUCAUAUAAACGUGACUGAUACACAUGUAAGAUUUCUUGAAACAUGGAGCUAACUGAAGAAGAGCUUGCUAAAUACGAGACAUAUCGUAAAUAUAGAUCACCGUUAACGGCCAGAUAUGCUAGUAGGGAGAUGUCAGAAAAUUUUGGUGAAUUGAAAAAAUUUAUCACUUGGCGAAGGCUAUGGUUAUGGCUUGCCGAAGCAGAGAAGGAGGUUGGUCUAAAAAUUAACGUUGACGGUAAGAUGAGAGGAAUUACCGAUGAUGAAAUACAAGAGCUAAAGGACAACUUGAAAAAUAUUGACUUUGAAAUGGCAAAGUCAGAGGAAAGAAAAAGAAAACACGAUGUAAUGGCCCAUGUUCAUACUUAUGCAGCAGCAUGCCCGAAAGCAGGCGCUAUUAUUCACUUAGGCGCAACGUCCGCGUAUGUUGGAGACAAUACGGACUUAAUCCUUAUGAGGGAUGGAAUAAAUAUUCUAUUACCAAAGUUGGCCAGAUGCAUUGAUAGAUUGAAAAAUACUGCUAUAAAAUAUAAAGACCAACCAACAUUGGGAUUGACACAUUUACAACCGGCUCAACUUACAACUGUUGGGAAAAGAUGUUGUCUUUGGCUUCAGGACUUUUUAAUGGAUCUCCGCAAUUUCCAGAGGGUCAGAGAUGAUAUAAAAUUUCGAGGAGUGAAAGGUACCACUGGUACCCAGGCAAGUUUUUUGGAAUUGUUUGAUGGCGAUCAUGAUAAAGUUGAUAAUAUUGAUGAAAUAGUGACAAAGAAAGCUGGUAUGAAAAGUGCUUUCAUAAUAUGCGGCCAAACUUAUACAAGAAAAGUUGAUGUCGACUGCGUUAAUGCUCUAGCUUCUUUUGGCUCUUCAGUUCAUAAGAUGUGCACAGACAUUAGAAUACUUGCGAAUAUGAAAGAAAUGGAAGAACCCUUCGAUAAAGAUCAAAUAGGAUCAUCAGCAAUGGCGUACAAAAGAAAUCCAAUGCGCUCGGAGAGAUGUUGUAGUUUGGCUAGACAUUUAUGCAGUCUGGUGCAAGAUACUAUGCACACUCAUUCUGUCCAAUGGAUGGAAAGAUCUCUCGAUGAUAGCGCAAACAGACGACUUUCACUACCAGAAGCUUUUUUAAUUUCUGAUAUUCUACUAGAAAUUAUACAAAAUAUAAGCGAAGGAUUAGUUGUUUAUCCGAAAAGAAUAAUGCAACGAAUUAGCGAAGAAUUACCAUUCAUGGCUACUGAAAAUAUAAUAAUGGCCAUGGUCAAAAAACAACAAGAUAGACAGGAAUGUCAUGAAGAAAUAAGAAAGCUUAGUCAGGAAGCUGCUUAUGUCGUUAAAGUUGAAGGAGGUAGAAACGAUUUAAUUGAGCGUAUUAAGGCCUCAAGUUAUUUCAAGCCCAUUCAUGACGAAUUAGACAGUUUACUUGACCCAGCUACCUUUAUUGGACGGGCUCCAGAGCAAGUAGUAAAGUUUAUAGAAUCUGAAGUUGACCCAGCUUUGAAACAAUAUCAAAAUGAUCUGGAAGGAAAGUCAGAGUUUUCUGUCUAA
Dimorphilus gyrociliatus is the source of this 1555-nucleotide messenger RNA. NCBI's taxonomy places the organism in Eukaryota, Metazoa, Annelida, Polychaeta, Dinophilidae. The record is from the annotation of a GenBank genome assembly.